AGUCUGUGGAAAACGAACGAAUACACACGUGCAUUGAGCAAAUAUUUUUAAUGUACAUACAGUAAAAAGAGAGCAUCGAUUCUAAAAUGAAAAUAUACAUAAGCGUACUAAAAUCAAAUAUGCGUUUCCCAGGCGGACGGCAACUAUCGUUACAUUAAAUUUUUAUAUACAACGGGGGGAAACAACGGGGGAAAUCUUUUUAAAAUCGUAUUUCUUUCGUUGAUCCUUGAAAAAUGUCUCGUGACUCAUAAAAAUAUAUGAAGACGCAUCGGUAUAUAUCCGGCUUAUAUCGUUAUUCGAUUUCACCAACCAUCGUUCACGUUUUACGAGGCGACGACUGACAAAAAACACGCGCGUAUCCGCUUCCUUCACGCGAAUUACCGUUCCAAGAUAAACAGGGCACAGGCCAGUCAUUAUUCUCGUAAACGUUGUUACAAACGAGAACGAUCCAGAGAUCUCGAAAGAAUGGAAACGAAUUGAGAGAACAACAAAGACAGAGAGAGAGAGAGAGAGAAAAUAGUUAUUCUUCUGUAACGAAUUUUCCUCCUUCUUUCUUUGAAACGAAAAAUUAAAUUUCGAUUAGGGCUUUAUUAAAAUUUAUUAUCACAUGCGAUAGAUGACACAGGUGCUAAGCAAAAUGCUCGUCUAGGGAUUUUAAAUCGUCUACGUGCUUCCGCCUAGGUGAUUUUUCUCACCUAUCACUGCACUUCCCUCUCGGCUCCCUUUCUUGAACAUGUGAUAUCUUGACUAUGUGGAAAUCAAUUAUCGUUGAGGGAAACCAUUUAAUAUUCACGUAUUCUUGUGAAAUGUAAAUGGAACGAUGUAUAUUUCUUGGAUGAGAGAAACUUUGGAAAAAAUUUCUCUUCUCAAAACUUUUCCAAAUUUUAUUAUCAAAUUUAUUUUUACCACUCUGCCGUUCGGAUAGAAUAUUAUUUUUAAAUUUUAAACGGAUUACCUCUUUGCAAAUAAUAGUUUAAACAAUUUUUCAUUAAAUAUUUAAAUCCAUUAAAAAAAACAUUUAUAUUUUUUAAGAUGAUCCAAAAGACUGGAACACGAUGAAAUUUUCGAAAUUUCUUUGAGAGAAAUGAUUGAUUUCUCAGUUGAUGGAUCAGAUCCAUCAUUCGUUCGAAAUUUAAACACGUGUUCGGUCAGUUUGCUUUCGAGAGAGGAUUCUCGAACGAGGGAAGAGGAAUUACGUGACAUCCGCAUCGUCUAUUCGAAAAUUGAUUUUGUUGCGCGUAACUUACUACGUUGCACUUGUUCGAGGGCGGUUAGAUUCGUCGAAACGUUUUCGUAUUUAAUGGAAGAGCUACACGUUCGCCUACGAGUUCCACGAUAGAUUCUUAUUUGCCAGUGAAUUCUCAAGAGUAGUUGGCAAUUAAAAGUUUCCCUGCUGCACCCUUCAUCGUGGUUUCACCUCGAUGCUUCUUGCCCCGAGCAUCGUGGAAACGACGACGUAACAAAGAGAUUUAUUGAAAAUAUUAACGAAAUUCGAGACCACGAGAAUACAACAAAUUUCUAUCACUCGUUAAAAAAAAAUCUUAUUACAUAUAUGCACGAUCUUUCGAUGAAUCAUUGCUUGAUUUAUCUUGUGAUUCACCUUAGAUACGUCACGGAGCAUCUUAUGUUACGUCACAUGUACUAAAUACCGAUAUUUAUGGAGGAGCGGAGGAGAGGAGGAAACAUUGUGCCAGCCUACGUUCUACGCUGUUUGAAUAAGAAUCAGCGGAGGGUGUUCUUCUCAGCUUCUGUUUACGCUCGCGAAUUCUACAUACGUUGCACCUCUCUUCUUCGAAAUUCUUCCAAAGAUAUCUCGUGAAAAUGGAUUGAUAGGGAACAUCGAAAAUUCGACCAUCGUUCCCGUGUCCGCGAUAUUUUGAAUUUUAACGCGAGCAACCAGGUCACGAAGGAUGGAAGAAGGGAAGGAGAAAAAAGGGGGAAAAGUAGUUGACAAAAGAAGGAAAUAGGAAGGAUGAGAUAAGAAAGGAAGGGACAUUCGAAAAGUUUUCGAAUCAGAUACGAUCUUUGCCGAUUUUUAACCUGGUUUUCUAUUAAAAGUCAGAGGGCUGCUGUUUCUCCUCUGCCACUCAUCGGUGAGAUUAUAUUAUAACCGAAUAGGAUAACUUUCGAUGAAAAAAAUUGCAUCUCCGUGUUAAUAUAAACGGAUUCUGGAUAAAUAGAUAUUUUAAUCAAAAUUCAAUUCUGAUCCACGAUUUUCUACGAGGAAUAGAAUCUUGAAAAUGAAUACUUUAAUAAAAGGAUUUACGUUCAAGAAUCACGUUUCAAAAUCUGACUCUAUCAGCAUUUCUUUUUAAUUGAUAAAAAAAGAUAUAAAAUAUUCGAGUAACGCUUUUGGAAAACUUCCUCUCUUUAAAAUUCCCAGAAUCUCCCGAAUCGCAGCAUUCUUGAUGUGCAAUCGUAAUAUUUCCAAGAAUAUUCCAAUCUCGAUAAAUCUUCCGCCCAAUCCAAUCGAAUAUUUUCGAGUUCUCUACACACUAGUCCGACCAUUAUCCAAACGCAAUAAAAUCCUAUUUUGUUACAACUCGAUUUCCCGAGUUUAAAUCCGUGGAUCGAAUAUUUGACAUUUACUUACUUGAUGUAUACCUGAUGAUCCUGUAUAAACGGACCAGUUUAUCCAUUAAACGACACUCAGGUUGCACGAUGGGAUUGAAAAAUGGGCGAUACGUGGUCCGAAUUAUAUAUGGUGGAAUUGUUACACCUAACAGGUAUCCCUGCAAAAUUGGGAGACCACGUUAAGGGAUGUCGUAAAGAGGAUACAUCCACUCCUCAUCCGAGGAGACAAAGGAUACGAAGAAAUAUAAUCGCCGUUAAUCGUCAUCCCGGCCUAGAUAUCGACGAGGCCUUUGAUAAAUGGAAGAAACCGAUCGAAUAUCCUUCCGUGGUUUUAUUGCCACGAAAUGAAACGCGACGAUGAGGAAUCCCUUCUAUUCGAUCGCAUUGUUGUGGCCAUUUCCAAGUCGAUCCUCUUUUAUUUCUUCAUUAGAACACGUUUGAAUCGGCGUGGAAACGACGAGCAGCCGAUAUUUCAGGGGACGAUGAUUGCAGGAUUGCUUACACAGGAGAAUGUUCCAUUCAUCUUUGUUUCGACGAUUUUUUCUUCUUUUCGAAAUCGAUUCGAGAAAUUUGGAAUAAAAUAUAAUUCGCGAAUGCUAUCAACACUUUGGAAUCGAACGUAUUUGUUAAGUUUCGAGGUUACACGCAGUAGUUAUAAUUAUUCGAUUAAUAUAUUAUUCAUCGUAUGCGUUGUUAGUAGUUGCUUUUAACAUUGAUUCUCAAUUUCACGAAGCGGAACGUAAUUAUCGAAUGAAACUCCGAAUGAAUCGGUCCGAAAUGUUUCCAACGUUUCUUCGACAAAAUGUUACUUGAACCGUAAAGAAGUUAAAUUGAUCAAUAUUUCGGAUUAACGGAUUUGACAUUUGAAAAUUGAAUUACGCGUACGUAAAAUGCACGGUUCAAAUGCACGUGAAUUUGAAAUCGCAACGGCGACGGCGCCAACCAUUCGAACCAGCCACCCAUUUCCAUAAAUUUUGAAACGAGAAUGUGGAAUCGGAAUCGAGGGCCCCUCCUCGCGCGUAAAUUGUAAAUACAUAUCCACGAAAUCCCUUCCUCCCUCACCCUUUCUCUCUCUCUCUCUCUCUAUCUAAUCGUCGGCGCGCUAGUUUCUCCGGAGAUUAUGUGUGUAUCGGAGAUUCGUGGAACAGAAUUCGCGAUAGGUUCGCGCGAGGAGCAUUCAAUUUCACUCGAGUAUCUCCAAUCAGAUUCUCGAGAGUCAACAUUCCGUUCCACCAAACCCACUCGAUGGACCACAGGAACAAGGCUAAUUCGAUUUCGGCGUAACGCGGCUUACCGUCGACCUCGCCAUACGUGUGCCUCAACGUGUUACCAUAUAUCAUCGGGUAACAGAACGAAUUGAAACUGAAUUGACAAAUUGCCAGCAAAGAAAAUCCGAUAUACGCGUUAGAUUGCGUUAUAUAGUUUGAUGAUUUUACGAUCAACGGUUAUAAUUUCAGAGAUCUAAGCUCUCCUCUAAUUUUUCAUUUCGUUCCACGUCAUGUCCAAUGCUUUUAUACUUCGUUAAACUCUUUAAAAAUAUUUUUAAUUCCUCGAACAAACAUUUUUUCUUUUACUCAGAAUGUUCGAGAUAAAUUACAUUUCUUUCUUUCAAUUUAAUCGAAAAGCAAUCUUUCGUUGUAAAAUCGAUGAAUCGUUUUCCACGCGUAGGCGUAGGAUUUAAGUAAGGCGAAAGAAAGAAAGAAAGAAAGAAAAAGGGAUCGUUUAAUUUUGGCAAAGACGGAGCCUUACCUUCGAUCCUCGUUCCGCGACGCAACGCACCAACGUUUGGGAGACGAGGAUUUAUCGAACGUAGGUGUGUUGGCCGGUCGUGUUGUUCGUUUAUUAUGCUAGCUGGUUUGCCUGGCUUAUAUUGUGCCGGGCAGCGUUGUAAAUGCGCGGCUGGCUCUGUUCUUCCAUCCACCGCCCGUUACAGUUUCCUUCCUCCAGCCUCCUCAGUUCCCAUUUUCUCAACCGCUCACAACACGCGUAGGUGAGCCCGUGUACGCUGUUCGAUCCCCAAUCGCGAGUUUCGGCGCGGAUGCAAGCCUCGAAAAAUUACCGUGCGCGAGAUGCCCGUAGUUUCGGCCGACAGUGAGCUCGGUUAACUCUUUCGAUCGAUCAUUCGCCGAAAGCCGCUCACCUUUAUCUUUACUUCCGCUCUCUUCGAAACGAACGCGACUCGAGUGUAAUUCGUGUGAAUUCGUGUAAAAAAAAAAAAAAAAAAAGAAAAGAAAAGAACGAAUGCCUCUUGCUUGGUGCGAUCAAGUUGGAGAUAAGCGAGAUCACGAGAUGACCGUAUCCGAGAGUGGAUCCACAACGGAGAUAGUCUCCAUAAACUCGGCCAGAAGUUCCAAGGAGGAAAGACGUCGGACCGGAAGAUACGUCGCGGGUGGAGCUGUGCUGGCGAUCAUGCUUCUGGCCGUGCAUCAAGCGCUCCUCAGGGACGCGUCCACCAUAGCCGGUGUCUGCAUACCGGCCAUAAUAAUGAUCUCUUAUAUUGUAUGGAUCUUGUAUUCCGCCCAUCGGGACAGACGAAAGGCGUUGAGAUUCGCGGCAGCGAUGCAGCUGACAGAAGUAAUCAGCGUGCCACCCAGGUCGAACGGAGAGAUCUGCAGAAACGGGACGAGCAAGGACGAGACACGAAAGUCAAACGGUUCGAAAUCAGUCUACAAUGUUCGAGAAUCGUCGUCCCGCGAAAAUCCUGCCUUCUCCUCCAAGGACGAAGCUGCGUGAGAGGAAUUGCGUUCAACUUUAUCAACGUUGAAACCAAAACUGCUCGAUUCUGGUUUUUUUUAUAUCACGACGAACUUUCCCAGAGAAAUACCAGUAUUCUUUUUCCUUAUCCGGUUGCGUUCUGAAACAGUAAUAUUUUAGAUCGUACGAUACAACCGAUUUUUUUCGUUCUCUUUCUAUUCUUCAAAAUCUUCGAAAAUCGACAAACGAUACGAAAAAUCGAAGAGGAUUUGAGUAAGCGGAUAAUCGAUUGAAAUAUCUAAACGUGUCAUGGAAGGAUGAUGAAAAUCCGAAACGAUUGUGCAUACAAAUUGAGAACAAAUUUGUAUUGUAAUUGUUAUCGUUCAAAGCGAACGAUUUUCAUUCAAAUGUACGUACAACGAUUCGACAAUUACAAUUUUAAAAUUAAUAAACGAGAAGAGAAAGGCAAAAGCAAGAGUGAAGACAAAUAUUAAGAGUAAGGUAAACUGUCUUAAAACGAGAUUCGAACGCGAUCGAGUCAGCAUACUACAAUUCUUUCUUUAAUCGUAAUUCCCCCGAGGCGGAGAGCGAAACGCGAACGAGAGCUCGGUGCACCAAACCUAAUAACAUAAUAAAUACUUGGUACGGUUCCGUUUUCGGGGCGGCCCGAUUUCCCGCGUUAGAAUUAUUUGUUUAGCCCCGUGGCCCCGGAAUUAUUUGUUUCCGCGGCGUUUGUGAUGCAACAACGCAACGUUCCCGAACGCACGUUGCCCCUGUUUCCCAAAUAAAUCUAUUUAGCGGGGGAGAUAAAUCGCGAAAAACGCGACACGUCGCCCGGGGUAAUUCGUUUUUCGAACAAUUGUCGCGACAAAUUCCCAUUUCGCGGCCGAAACUUUAUCGGCCGGCCGAUUUUUCACUACCACCAAUCUCUCUUUCUUCUUUGACCACGAGUUUUUAUUCGAACUUUAUUGGUCUCUCGAUUUCGCCUCUCGUCCUCGAGAUUUCCUUUUCUUUCUUUCUUUCUUUCUUUCUUUCUCUAUUAUUAAUUAAGAGUAACGCGUUCUCUAAAUGCAACACCAUUUGUCGGAAGGUCCACGGUGAAUUAAGCGGAGAUAGAAAGGGCGGAACCGUGCCUCCUCGGUUACUUAUUAGCCUGUGCGCAACUCGUAAAUCGCGGUUAUAAAGAGUUAUGCGGAAUAUUACUUGAAAAAUACGGGCUUCGUUUAAUAACAUUAAAUGAGGAACUCGUUAUUGCAUCAUUUUCAUACUUCUCGAUUAUCAUUAUUCUCGAGCAAAUCGGAGAGUGAACAUCUAUCAGGUAUUAUCAAUUGUAAUUUUCCUUGUGAUUCCUGAUUUCUGAUAAAACAAAAAAAAAAAGGAGAAGAAGGAAAAAGUGACGAACGCGAAUUAAUUGCAAUUCUCAUACUUUCAUGCGUUAUAGAGAACGAUAUGGGGAUCUAACGAAUGCGUAAAAAUCGCCUAUUUCUUUUCGAUGUUAGAGUUUAAAUAUUUAGACUGUAAGUUCUUUUCAUAAUUCGAAAAUAAUAAUAAAAAAAAAAAUGGAGAAUGAAAAGUUGGAGAAUGUUCUUCGCUCGAGUGUUAAUAUUUACAGUAGAAGUUCUACUGUAUGCAUAUAAUUUCAAUUAAUCUUCCUCUUUAUCUCUCCCCAUCUUUCCACGAUUAUGUAAAUAUUUAACCGAAGCCAAAUGCAAGGUAAAUAAAUGCAAGCGGCAAAAGGAAGCUGAAACGCGCAACUGGGAUCUCAUCUCUACGUAAUGCAGACAUCAUCGAGGAGGGUGUAUAUAAUAGCGAUACCAGAAGAAUUAUUUUCCCUCUCUUUAUCCAUUAAUGGGCAAAUGUGUAAUCGUACUUUGCCUCUUGAAAAUGAAUUUCAAUCCUUCUCUUCAAAAAAAAAAAAAAAAACGGAAGGGAACGCGUUAAGCGAUAACCAACGAGUUUGAAACGAUCCCCGUAGAUAGUCGUUUUUGUGCGUUUCAAUUUCCUCUCGACACCUGAGUAAUAAUCCUGGAGGACCCUGUUUCGCGUUGAAUUAUUCGUACGAACAUGUGAAAAGUGAAAAAGGGAACGCAACGAAUCGACGGCUUAAUAAAUUCCACCGUUUGAUAAACGACGAGUGUUAAUUAAAGAAAAAAAGGAAAAUAAAUAUAAAGUGACUUUCCAAUUCAUUAAAGAAGCUUUCAGUCCUCGUGAUUUAUUUUUGUCAUGUGCGACGUUCCUUCCUUCCUUCCUUCCUUCCUUCUUUCCUUAUCUCUCAAUUAUUUGCAAUGCGGUUAAUUAAAGGAUCUGUAAGUGAUACUCAAAGAAAAAAAAGAAAUGAAAGUAGGGAGGAAAAGGAAAGAAGAUUUCAAGGGAAGAGAGAGAAAAAUUCUUUGCUUUUCUCACGUUUACACUCGAAUUGUGUUAUGCACGUUGCGAAUUGCGAAUAGUAGAACGAGUAUAUACAUAUAUAGUUUUUAUUUGAAAUCGCGAAAGUUUAAUAAAUUGUUAAACACAAAGAAUACAAUACGAUAAAAGUUAUUAUGUGAUACAAAAGGUAUUAAAAAUGCAGUUAAUUGGAGAUUUUCGAAUAUCGAAAUUACAAUAAACCCAGUAUUCCACACCCUCGAUAAUAGAUUUUAUUUCAUUUUUCAAUUGGCAAACCACUUGUGUACCACU
Apis mellifera (honey bee) is the source of this 7944-nucleotide messenger RNA. RefSeq lists its product as uncharacterized. Lineage: Eukaryota; Metazoa; Arthropoda; Insecta; Hymenoptera; Apidae. The transcript is spliced from 3 exons. The coding region runs from base 4816 to 5307 and encodes 163 amino acids. The record is from RefSeq and is a predicted model, not a curated record.